Messenger RNA from Cantharellus anzutake, 1245 nucleotides. RefSeq names its product ribonuclease T2-like protein. Bases 246 to 1046 code for a protein of 266 amino acids. Gene Ontology annotation, biological process: RNA catabolic process. Gene Ontology annotation, molecular function: RNA binding; ribonuclease T2 activity. Lineage: Eukaryota; Fungi; Basidiomycota; Agaricomycetes; Cantharellales; Hydnaceae. The record is from RefSeq and is a predicted model, not a curated record. Gene Ontology annotation, cellular component: extracellular region. The transcript has 9 exons.
GGGUGGUCCUGGCAUACCGUACUGAGUGCCUCGAACGCUUCCUUUCGUGCAGGCGGAGUAAUUAAUAACGCCAAACACGUACUAUCUUGAACACCGAUCCCAACAUGGAUCCACGAUAGGAUCCUGCAGCCGCUAUCUCUCGCUUCGGUCCCCUCCUAUGAGAUUGCUUCAGGGGCACUGCUCCAUACGAUUAAAAGGAGAUCCAGGAGCCCCUCUCGUGAACUCCCCCGGGUCACGCUAUCGAGAUGAUGCUCAGUUCUGCGGUGUCUGUGGUCAUUGCUGUGUCCCAACUAUAUGGCGCCGCUCAAGCAGCACAUUUGAGCCAAAGGCGGAACCUGGGCUCCGACACGAGUCAGAGGGAUGUCGGCACGGAACUGUUCGGUCGAACCACAACCAACUGCGGAACGUCAGGACCGGCCAGUUGUCACAACACGACUAUCCAGACAAACCUCUGUUGUUUUGAGGCGCCAGGAGUGAGGUUACUGGUUCAAACACAAUUUUGGGAUACGAAUCCAUCUACUGGUCCAAGUAACUCAUGGACUAUCCAUGGAUUAUGGCCUGGUAACUGUGACUUGACGUACGACACCUCGUGUGACCCCUCUCGCGAUUAUACGGAUAUUACAGGCCUCCUUAACAACGCGGGGCAGCAGUCAUUGGUAUCCUAUAUGAAUACCUACUGGGUACCCAACUCUGGGACUCCGGAAUCCUUCUGGGAACAUGAAUGGAGCACACAUGGAACGUGCUACAGCACCUUGCGGCCCCAAUGUAUCACUGGGUACACGACUGGCGAAGAGGCUGUCAUUUUCUUCGAGCGUGCAGUAGGGCUAUUCCAAACCCUUCCAACCUACACUUGGCUAGCCAAUGCCGUAAACAUGAUCACCAUUCCCCAGAACCAUGCACUCAAUCAAAUAUAUUGGUACUUCAACUUGAAGGGUUCACUAAUCGAUGGCCAAUUCGUGCCUAUCUCUGCUCCAAGAGCUGGCAGCUGUCCUAGCACUGGGAUCAAGUAUCUCCCAAGAACUAAACGAUCACCGUCAAGGCCCUAAUAAUAACUUGUUGUUCCCACUCAGUUCUGCUUGUAGAAUUUUCAGGUGCAAUACGAUCCGGCGGCUCGUUCGUUGUUCAAAUACGGAAUGAUUAUAACGUGAGAGUCCUGUAGCGCUAGUUUUGAUUUCCAUUUCGAGGAUGAGCACACGUAACAAUGCGUUGGUGAGACGCAAUGUAGUCGUAACUGCGUAUGUGCCG